AAAUUAUUUGCCUCUACAAGUAAUCUUUGAGGCAAAAAUAAUUGUCUCUAAAUAUAACUGUUGGGGGAAUUAUGAAGAUAGGUCCAAGGGAAGGUCCAAGGCGGUCCAAUAAGAAAGAAGAGGGUACUUCAUGGGCCCAGUUCACGGAUUGGUUCGCGAGGCCAAGCACAGGUGUAAUAUCGGAAGCUAGGAGACAAGGUUCGGAAGACUCCAAGAGAGUACGGUAUGGGCGCCUUGAACCUGUUAGAGGCCUGACAGGUUGGUCGGGGCGCCCAGCCUGACAGAAGUACGGAGUAUUAAAUGCAAUGUUGUCGUGGAACUGGGUUGAAGAAGGCUGGUUCAGGAUUGGGUUAGUAUAAAUAGUGUCGGUAGCUAGCAUUUAUGCAAGUUUGAUUCUCUUACUAAACACUAGAGCUUGGUACUUCUCUCUCUAAAAUCUAAACUAGCUUGAUCGUCGGAGGAUUAACGCACCCAAACGCCCCCCUCUGUGUGCAUGUGUGCAGGUCAGGUGCCUAGGACUCAUCGCACGAGGAGAGAGCAGGUGGGGAAUUGGGCUCCAAAGUAUCUCGGCUCAAACAAUUGGCGCGCCAGAUACCGGAUUACGACCGAGAGUUGCAAAGAUGGAGGGUGAGAAUUCAUGGAGACAGAUACCUCCCCCGGGGCCGGCGCAUACUCCUGCAGGUUAUGCGUCUGGAAAGAAGGGUGGACAUGAGGCACCCCCAGCCACGAGGGGUGGGCUCAUUUGCAGAAUUUAACGAUACGCUGAAGAAUGUGCUCCAGUACGUCAAGGAGAAGGGAUAUCAUGUUCGGUGGCUAGGUCCAAUGAGAGGGCAACCCAAUGAGCGGAUAGGGAUGGCAACAAAACCCGAACCCACGUGUACCCACCCGACCUAACCCGGUCAACGCGGGUAAAAUCCGUGUUGACAGGUUUUGUCCCGGAUUUGGGUUUAAACCUGUUCACUAUUCACCGGGUUGGAUGGGGUUUGGGUUUAGGUAAACCCGACACAUGCAUGGGUACCCUCUCACACUCAUAUAAUUAAUUUUCUCGGUAUAUUUAAUAUUCUAAACAACUGAUCUUAUUUAUGAUUGUGGCGACAUGUCUAAUUUUUUCUUUCUAAUUGUGUAGAAUGAAGUUGAUGUUAUCAAGUGGAGAGUAAAGAAACUUAAUUGAAAGGAAGAAGCUUUCAAUUAAUCAUGUUAUAUAUGGAUAAUUUGUUAUUUGCUUCAAUUUUCUUGAGUUUUCAAGAUUGGUGUUGAACAAUUUGUAUAGUAAAUUUGUGAUUUGCUUGAAUUUUCUAGAAUGGUGUUUUAUAUAUGGAUAAUUUGUAUUGAGAGAUUGAUAUUUGACUUUAAUUUUGAUAGGAACUUGUUAUUGUAAAUUUUUUACAACGAAAACCCGUGGGUACCCAUGAACCCACGGAUACCCAUUGGGUUGGGUUGGGUUUGAGUUUUUCAAACUUAGUGGGUUUUACCCCGAGUUUUUUUCACGGAUAAACCCAUAGUUUUGGGUUUGGGUUUGGGUUUGGCAAAACCCGACCCAACUCGACCCAUUGCCAUCCCUAUGAGCGGAAUAUGGACCGGUACUGCGAUUUCCAUCAGGAGAGAGGACACCAUACCACUGAUUGCUAUCAACUGAAGACAAAGCUGCAGGGCUUGGUGGACAGAGGAAUGCUCAACGAGUUCGUAAGAAAAGUGAUGACUCGAUAUUUGCACAUGUUUUCCCUUUGUUUCUUGAUCGUUUAAGCUUGCAUUAUUGCUUCUUUGGCCUAUUUUACGCUAGGUUGUGUUCCUUUGUCACAUUUCAGGUCCUAGCACAUAAAGUGAAGCGUAGGCGCAAGUUUCAAGUCAAUCGGAGAUCAAUUGGCGACUCGGGGGAAGAAACUCGGGUAUGACUUGAAGAAGAAGGGAUUUCUACCUCAGUUUGUGACCAUAUAAUCACGUAAUCUUGUCAUGAGAAGAAAGAGGACGAGAAUACGAGCAUCUGGGAUCAAACGGCACCUGAUUUGGAGUUCGAACGAGGGAGAAACGAAGAAUCAAAGAUAGGGGAAAAUUGGUUUCGGGCUUCUCUGAGAAACAGAAGGGGGCCCUAUCGUGACACUAAAAUCCCCGGUAGGGGAUUUUUGGCCUUGAUAGGGGAUUUUCCCUUGUCUCCAGACGUUGCGUUUUCUAAAAUCCCCUAUCGUGAACCAAAAAUCCCCGGUCAUGAACCAAAAUCCCCUGUCGUGACCCAAAAAUCCCCGGUCGUGAACCAAAAAAUCCCCUGUCGUGACCUAAAAUACCCUACCGGGUAUUUUGACCGGGGAUCGCGAACACAGGCUGUUAAAAGCCUGUUUUGUGCGUUUUUGCAAGGGAGAGCUGGGUUUUGGAUCCCAAACACCCAAGGGACGAACCAAAGAGAGAGAGGGCGAUUUGAGGGCAUUCUUGGAGUGGAAUUGGAGGAUUUCUUUGCCUUGGAAGCUCGAGGAACAAGCCCGGACUUGAAGACUGAUCAUCUGAAGAUUCUUACUGCAGUCUCUCUCUUCUCUAUGGAGUAACUUCCCUUCACUUAGGUUUUGAGGAACCCUAGCUAUGUUUGUUUGAUUGGAUGAUUGUAUGAGUACUCUGACUUGAUAAUCUUGAGUUCAUAUUCAAUCUAUGCAUGUUUUCAUGAUUCAAUUCUGCUUUAGUCGAGAUUAUUGAUUCUGCUUUGAUCCUAUGAGAGGGAAUACCUGAUUAGGUCAAUAGAGCACCAUAGAUUGAUAGUAGUGGAUCGAUUGCUUUAGUCGAGGGUUGAUUCACUGCUUUGUAUCGAUUGAGAACCUCUUUCGAUAGAGGGAGUCUAGUUCAGAACGCCUUGAUCAGUUGUUCUAGAGAAGGAUACGUCCCUCUAGGCAAUUGACUCAAGAGGGCCUUGUUCCUUUAGUCAAGACUCAAGGUCUAGUCAAGGAUUCUCCGCAUUGUGAAUGAAAGUGAAACAAGUUAGAAAUCAUCAAUCGUUAGUCUGGCUAGUGGCUAGGGGGAAUCAUACCUAAGUGAGUUCCCAACCUGUAAUUAGAUUAACUUUAACUGUAGUUUGCUAGAUUAGUUUUAGUUCUUUCAUCUUAAUCUGGUUUGCUAAAUAAUAAACUGAAGCUGAGUAAUAAUAACUCUAGAGACCCGUGGAUUCGAUAUUUAUCACUUGAGCCACUAUACUGCAUCCCUUCCAUUGGUUACACUUGGCCAUUGUUAGGUGUUGUGUAGUAGCGAGUCAAGUUUUUGGCGCCGUUGCCGGGGACUUUCUAGAGUAUUAGGAAAGGCAGAAGUUUGUUACUUUAGCGUUUUUCUUUUCUUUUCUUUUCCACCCUUGCUUUUCACUUGGGUGUUUUUGUUUUUGUUGGUGCAGAUCUAAAUCAUGGAUCCUCAUGGCUUCUCCAACAAUUGGGGGUAUCCACCACCACCCGAGUGGUAUUACCCCGAGACUCCCUGGAGCAAUCAAGGAGGAGAAGACUAUGGAUUCGGGUUCCAGUACCAACCCCCUUACUACGGAGAACAACCGGACCCCUGGGCAUAUCAAGAACAACCUCAUUACCAAGAAGAAUUUUUCCCACAACCAGAGGGGCCAUUGGAGCUGGAGUUACCCAUGGCGGCCUUCACGGGCCAUUCUGCAGAGCCAUGCUACACUCCACAGCCAGAUCCACACUAUGAAUUGAGACUUCUCAUGGAGCAGUUUGCUCGAGACUGUGAUAGAACAUGCUCCAGGAUGGAUCAUUGUGUCCAGGCCUAUCGUGAAACAGAGGAGAUCCUCCUGAGCCUUAAGAAGAGCAUCGAUGAUCUUGAGCGAUCUUGGGCACAACCUGCUCCAGAUCACCCUUCUGCUACCAUACUAGAAGGGGAGGAGGAAGAAGAAGGCUACAAGGACAUUGUGGAACACACAGAAGUUGUCACGGAGAGCUCCCGUGAUGGUCAUGAUCAGGAAUGUCCUGUCGUAGCCGACCACGCCUUCCCACACCCCAAACUGAGCUUUGAAGAGGCGGGCAUGAGUGAGGAGAUGCAAGAAGAUCUCAUGAAAGAAAUUGCUUGGAAACUUGCUCUCCAAUCCGUGCUAGAAGAAGAAGAGCAAGAAAGGGUGCAGAAAGAAGUUGUGGAGGAUGACGAAAGUGAAGCAGGAGGAGUUCUUGAUCAUUUCCCAGGGGUGAUACCACACGAACAAGGAAGGGAGGUUGAAGAAGCAAUUGGCGUCCAGGCUGAGGACGAAGUUGAGGUGGAAGAGGCUUGCACCAGCCAUGAGUUACAUUUGAUAUCUCCACCAAACUUCGAGGAACUACUUAGCAAGGAUCCAUUUGCAGUGUCUCUUUGCCAUACCAAGGUCACGUCGACAUCGGUCCCUCUUGGUGGACGCGAUGGUGGUCAAUCGGUGCUGUCAUAUCUGGUUACGGGAAAUGAGACGAGAGAAGAGAAUAAGAGGUCUCGAGGGUGGAGACUUCAUCUGCAUCAAGUGCACGAGCUUCCAUCUAUUGUCAUACCACAUGCUCGUGACUUGAGAUUCCACCUCAUCGACGAGAACCUCAACUUCAAAGAGGUUUUGGGGUGGACCGAAACUUAGGAGCCAUCGUCCGGCUCACGACGUGAAAGAAGCGCUUGUUGGGAGGCAACCCAACCAGUCGGUUUGCAUUUCUUUCUCUUUUUCUCCUCGGUUGAGUCUGUUUUGUUAUUUGAUAUUAGAGUCAAUAAUUCAACCUUUGUGAGAUUUUGUGUGGUGUUUUUGGUCUGACCAUUCUCUCCUCCUGGAAUACGCCGCCUGCCCCGUCCACAAUCAUUCACCCUGGAUCUAGUAACUUCGUUCUACCCUCCUUAUCUUUCCUCCAUUGAGGACAAUGUCGUGCUUAAGUGUGGGGGAUGUUCGAUUAUGUAUUCGUGUGAAUGUUUGACUGUUUGUGUGCUUGGAGCCUAGUCCACUGUCCAAAUUUCGAUUUGAGAGCUCCAAGUACGUGUUCCUUGGAAUUGCCUGCUCAGUAUGCUUUGAAUUGACAGUCUUUAUCAACCUAGGGAGGUAGUGUAGCACUAUGGAGGAUGUUGAUGCAUUUAAGAAGUCUCGUUUCUUCUUCAUAUUGUGUUGGUUGAUUGAGUGAAUUAGUGAUCUUAGGACCCUUGAAUUGUGUGGUGUUGUGGACUCUCUACCUAUCAUGGACUCUUGUAUCAUGUUUUGAAAUAAAAGGUGCUCGAUAAU
Messenger RNA from Linum trigynum, 5185 nucleotides. Lineage: Eukaryota; Viridiplantae; Streptophyta; Magnoliopsida; Malpighiales; Linaceae. The record is from the annotation of a GenBank genome assembly.